Messenger RNA from Penicillium salamii, 798 nucleotides. The record is from the annotation of a GenBank genome assembly. Lineage: Eukaryota; Fungi; Ascomycota; Eurotiomycetes; Eurotiales; Aspergillaceae.
AUGACAACACCAGAUAUGGCAGCAGUACCGGCGCGGGCCUCCGCCCUCCUCGCAAACCUGACAGCGGUAACCGCGCGCAUCAGCACAGCAACUCUGCAGGCCCCAACGCCCAAACCAGUGCGACUGGUCGCCGUCUCCAAACUCAAGCCCGCCAGCGACGCACUCGCCCUCCACCAACCACCAGCCUCACAACUGCACUUCGGCGAAAACUACCUCCAAGAACUCCUAGAGAAAUCUCGCCUCCUGCCCGCCACCAUCAAAUGGCAUUUCAUUGGUGGACUCCAAAGCAACAAGUGCGUAACACUUGCCCGGGAUGUGCGCGGACUCUGGGCCGUGGAAAGCGUGGACACCCAGAAAAAAGCCAAACUCCUGGACAAAGGCUGGGGCGAGCGAAGCGAGGACGUGAAAGCGCACGCCGAAGACGGGGACAAGCUCCGCAUCUACGUGCAGGUGAAUACGUCCGGGGAGGCAAACAAGGCUGGAAUUGAGCCCGAGGCAGCGGCGGGAUUGUGUCGGUAUAUUCGGGAUGAGUGUCCUCGGUUGCAGUUGCAGGGUGUUAUGACGAUUGGGGCGAUUGCGCGGUCGAGGGAUACAACGGCGGAGAAUGUGAAUGAGGACUUUGUCUGUUUGCGGGAGACGAGGGAUCGGGUGGUGGGGGAGUUGGGGUUGGAGGGGCUGGAGUUGAGUAUGGGGAUGAGUUCGGAUUAUGAGGGGGCUAUUGCUUUGGGGAGUGACCAGGUUCGGGUUGGGACUACGAUCUUUGGAGAUAGACCGCCUAAGGCAGAGGCUGUUGUUUGA